Molecule: messenger RNA, 1122 nt
Organism: Aegilops tauschii subsp. strangulata
Lineage: Eukaryota; Viridiplantae; Streptophyta; Magnoliopsida; Poales; Poaceae
Source: RefSeq, a predicted model, not a curated record
AUGGCCAAGCGGCCCAGCCAAACUGCCCAGCCGGCCACCCCAUGGCCUAUAUGGCCUCACCCACCUAACCCUAACCCGAUCCACCCACUCACUCGACCCCCCAUCGUUCCCCUCGUCCCCUCACCCGCGCCGCCACACGCACGCACGCACGCUCAGUGGAGCGCACGCCCGGCACCCGAGCCGCCGCUCCCUAGAGGCCGCCGCCCACCGGCGCCGAGCACCGCCACCCCCGGCCUCCUCCUCGCGGUUCCCAACCUCCUGCACCGCAUCCUCGUCCUCCUCCCCACUGGACUGCGCCCGCCUCCCCGACGCCGCGACGCCGCCCCGUCGUCCUCGUCUCCGUCGCCGGACCUCGCCGUCAUCGCGCCACCACGCCCUGGAGCCGCCCCGACGCCGUUGCUCGUCGCCUACCCGACCCCGUCGCUGGUGCCGUCCUGGACCGCCGUCGCCGCUCGCCGGACCACCCUCCCGGAGCCUCUCCCGCCUCGACUACCUCGUCCCCGUCGUCGCUCGCGUCGUCUCCGUCCUCCUCCCCAAAGGCUCCAUCGAGCCACGCCGAACCCCCUUCGCCCCAACGCUGGUGAGGCCGUCGGCCUCCGCCUCCCCUCUGCCCCUUUCUCUCCCCCUCGUGGUCACCACGCCCGACCACCUCGCGACCACGGCCACGCGCCCCACCAGCACUGUCUGCGGCUUCGCUCACCUGCUGCUCACUGCUGCGUUGCUGCCGCAACUGCUUCUACUGCCGCUGCUUGCGUGCUGCUACUUGCCUUGUCACCACGACCACCGCCCCCUGUACCCUGCGCCGCCCGGACGCACGCUCGCGCCCCCUGGCCCGCACGCGCGGAGCGCCGUGUCGCGCUCCCCAUGGCCGUGCGAGGAGUCGCGCCUGCACGCACUUGCCCCCAAUCCCCUACUGCUCCGGGCCUCGCCCCGACUUCCUGGCCGCGCGCCCACGCGCUGGCCUCGCCGGCCUCGGGGGCCUCAUCCGCCCCUGCGUUGCGCCUCCUGACCGAGGUCGUCGCCGCCAGAGUCGCGCUGGGAGCGCCCGUGUGCGUUCCCAGCCACCAAACCGUGGCCUUAGCCACUACAUAUGGGGCCGUCCCAUUUAAAAAAAAAGAAUAG